AUGGAUGUAAAUUUCUCCUCGGUUCUCAGUUCAGUGCAGCAUGAUUCAUCAAAGCGGGUUUUGACCGGCUGCUUUCUUUCUCUCCUGAUCCUGACGACUCUGCUGGGAAACACGCUGGUCUGUGCUGCGGUUACGAAAUUUCGACAUCUGCGUUCCAAAGUCACCAACUACUUUGUUAUAUCGCUGGCUAUUUCAGACCUGCUGGUGGCCAUUUUGGUGAUGCCUUGGAAGGCGGCUACUGAGAUGGUGGGAUUCUGGCCCUUUGGCGCUUUCUGUGAUAUCUGGGUGGCAUUUGACAUCAUGUGCUCCACUGCGUCCAUCCUGAACCUGUGUGUCAUUAGUGUAGAUCGCUACUGGGCCAUUUCCAGCCCAUUUCGCUAUGAGCGGAAAAUGACCCCCAAGGUGGCGUUCAUCAUGAUCAGCGUAGCGUGGACCCUGUCUGUUUUUAUCUCCUUCAUUCCCGUACAGCUGAACUGGCACAAAGCACAAAGUGCAGGUUACACUGAACUUAACAGCUCCUACGCUGAACUUCCACCAGGAAACUGUGAUUUCAGUCUUAACCGAACUUAUGCUAUUUCCUCCUCUCUUAUCAGUUUCUACAUUCCUGUAGCAAUCAUGAUUGUCACCUACACUCGUAUCUACCGCAUUGCUCAGAAGCAAAUCCGCAGGAUAUCUGCCCUGGAGCGAGCAGCAGAGAGUGCCAAAAAUCAUCACAGCAGCAGCAUAGAGUCUGAAAACUCCUUUAAGGUCUCCUUUAAGCGUGAAACCAAAGUCCUCAAGACCCUCUCUGUUAUCAUGGGAGUGUUCGUGUGCUGUUGGCUGCCUUUUUUCAUCCUCAACUGCUUGGCGCCUUUCUGUGAACCCAAUGUAGACUUCCCAUGCAUAAACCCAACCACCUUUGACGUCUUCGUCUGGUUUGGCUGGGCGAACUCCUCACUCAACCCUAUCAUCUACGCAUUCAAUGCUGACUUCCGCAAAGCAUUUUCUAGCCUUCUAGGAUGCCAACAUCUUUGCCCUGGCAGCAACUCUGUUAAGAUUGUGAGCAUCAGCAAGAACAGAGCAUUCAAGCACGGCUCACACUGUCAGCACAAGGGCUUCAUCCCCAAAGGUGGUAGCAAUCGCAGUUGUGUGAUACCUCAUAGCAUACUAAGUCAGGAUGAGGAAGUUCAGAAGAAGGAAGAGAAUUCUCAUUUUAAAACCUUGGAGAAGUUCUCUCAUCAUGUGUCAGACAACAUGGACAGCAAUGCUGACAUUUCCCUGGAGAAGAUCAACCCCAGCGCAAAUUCCUACCUCCCUGAACUUCUGGCUUAUGAGCGCUGA
Messenger RNA from Clarias gariepinus (North African catfish), 1320 nucleotides. RefSeq names its product dopamine receptor D1b (gene drd1b). Gene Ontology annotation, biological process: adenylate cyclase-activating adrenergic receptor signaling pathway; G protein-coupled dopamine receptor signaling pathway. Lineage: Eukaryota; Metazoa; Chordata; Actinopteri; Siluriformes; Clariidae. Gene Ontology annotation, cellular component: membrane. The record is from RefSeq and is a predicted model, not a curated record. Bases 1 to 1320 code for a protein of 439 amino acids. The transcript has a single exon. Gene Ontology annotation, molecular function: dopamine neurotransmitter receptor activity, coupled via Gs; G protein-coupled receptor activity.